AACUUCACACUAUCACUGGCUGCUAGAGGACAGGAGAGAAAUGGCUGACACCAUAGCUGAUACAAGAAGGCUUUUCAGUAAGCCUCAGAACUUAAAUGACGCCUACGGACCCCCGAGUAAUUUUCUAGAGAUUGACGUGAGCAACCCUGAGACCAUCGGGGUCGGCAGGGGCAGAUACACCACGUAUGAAGUCAGACUGAAGACCAACCUACCCAUCUUCAAGCUGAAGGAGUCUUCUGUACGGAGGCGGUACAGCGACUUUGAGUGGCUCAGAGCGGAGCUGGAGAGGGAGAGCAAGGUGGUCGUCCCUCCUCUCCCAGGAAAAGCUCUUUUCCGACAGCUUCCGUUUCGAGGGGACGAUGGGAUAUUUGAUGACUCUUUCAUCGAGGAGCGGAGACAGGGUCUGGAGCAGUUUCUUAACAAAGUGGCCGGUCACCCUCUAGCUCAGAACGAACGAUGCCUGCACAUGUUUCUACAGGACGAGUCUGUGGACAAGAGCUACACCCCAUCCAAAAUCAGACAAGCCUGAAAGAAAAGACGGCUCUGCUUGGCCUGGUCUAGCUCGGCCCUGCCCAGCUCGGCCCGACAACCCAAAGCUUUCUUCACUGCUCCAGGUUUCUCUCAGACAAUAAACAUUUCAAUGAAAACUUCCCUCCCCCACGCCCCCCCCAAAGUAAUAUUGUUCACUGCCUCUUUUAGUUCAAUUAGUGACCCUGAUCUGUGUUUGUUUUCACCUUCUAAUUGGAGUCAAGAAUGUUCGACACAUAACUGUGGUUCAAAGUAAUUUAUAGUAAUUUCUCUUUAUGUCUGGAAAUGCCACUAACAUGGAUAUAUUAUGUAUUUAUCUUUAACUUGUCUUGAAUAUAUUCAUUUAUAUAGUAACAUUGGAUGAGCGUUUUAUGUAUGCAAAGCUCUCGUAAAGACCCACAGCGUUUUCCAUCAUAUAUAUAUAUAUAUAUCCAAUACUGGCAUGUUGCUCACCAUAACUAUGUUGCAACUAAGCACACACACAUCCACACACACACACACACACACACACACGCACACAGGCACACACACGUACACACACGCACAUAUAUUUGAUGGGCCUUGACUUACAAAUCACACUUAGUUGAUCCUGUCUUCAAAAGGAAAGACGUGUGUGUGUGUAUAUCAACCAGCACCUGCCCAAUUAACGCAAUGAUUUUCUAGCAAGAAAGAAGUAAUUUACACAGAGGGAACUGCAGUAUUUCUACUGGCUUUAUGCAUUUCGAGAUUUGUAUACUGCUGUGCCAUUUUUGUUUAUUUUGAAGAUUUUCCAAUAAAAUAGGUGAAAUGUC
This is a messenger RNA of Dicentrarchus labrax (European seabass), 1319 nucleotides long. It is a transcript of the gene snx3, whose product is annotated as sorting nexin 3. Gene Ontology annotation, biological process: endocytic recycling; late endosome to Golgi transport. Gene Ontology annotation, molecular function: phosphatidylinositol-3-phosphate binding. The transcript has 4 exons. The record is from RefSeq and is a predicted model, not a curated record. Gene Ontology annotation, cellular component: retromer complex; early endosome membrane. Bases 41 to 529 code for a protein of 162 amino acids. NCBI's taxonomy places the organism in Eukaryota, Metazoa, Chordata, Actinopteri, Moronidae.